UACUGUAUACAUAAGCGAUUUAGGAAUGUGUCAACAAGUAAAUAAUAAAGAGAAAUCAGAUAAAAAAGAAGGAGUUUAUGGAGUAUUACCUUAUAUGGCACCAGAAGUUUUACGUGGAUAUCAAUAUACAAAAGCAGCUGAUAUUUAUUCAUUUGGAAUAAUUAUGAAUGAGUUUCUUUCUGAAGAAAUUCCUUUUAAUGAUAUUCCUCAUGAUCAUAUUUUAGCUUUUAAAAUAUGUAAAGGACUAAGACCAAAAAUUUCUGAAGAUAUUCCAAAAUUUCUUGUAGAUUUAAUUAUGAAAUGUUGGGAUGCUAAAACAGAAAAUAGACCAUCUGCUAAAGAAUUGUAUCAAAUAUUAAAAAAAUGGGAUAAAGAAGACGAGAAACUCAGUAGUGAAAUUCAUCGAAUGACAAUAAGUCUGAAAGUAUUAAAACUCAUCCUCAAGCAGUAUACACAAGUAGAUUUUUAAGUUUCAAAAAUCUUCCAGAACCUGUAAACUCAUCGGAUUUAUCAUCAUUUCAAGUUAAUUCGGAUGAUAUUCCAUCAGUAUCAGCAAAUAUAAUUUCAGAAUGUUUUGAUUGUAAAAUUUAGUAAAUCAGAUCUCAACGAAAUUAAUCAAGAAGAUGAUAGUAAUUUGAAUGAUUAAUCUUAAAUUAUAGUAGGUUUU
Molecule: messenger RNA, 667 nt
Organism: Rhizophagus irregularis DAOM 181602=DAOM 197198
Lineage: Eukaryota; Fungi; Glomeromycota; Glomeromycetes; Glomerales; Glomeraceae
Source: RefSeq, a predicted model, not a curated record